CUUCCUCCAUUAUGUUGUUGGUGAUUGACCUGGCAGCCAUCUUAGAGCGAGAGAGAAAGAAGAACGAUAAGGACUUUGUAUUGUAAAAAGCAAAGGGAAGUGUAUGCGUGGGAGUUGCCCAGCUACAUUCCUCCUCACAUCGACGGCGUCACGGGUGUGUUUCGAACAACAGAUCCUGAGCCGUGCUUACAAAAAAAAGAAAUGAAAAGAAGAGCAAUAAAAAGAAAAGCCUCAGUCAUGAGCAGUGUACCAAUUAAAAGGAGCUGCACAAGGAACAGUGGUGAAAGAGAGAAGCCUACAUGGCCUCCAGCGUUACAGAUGCUGGUCAGUGUUCAGGGAGCUCAGGGUUCCUACAUGAAAGAGGCUUCGGGCUUAUACCAGUUUUUCAACACUUGUGUCCCAGACACAUUAUUGGCUUCCUUUCAUAUUCUUUACAUCAAAUAUUUACAUAUAAGUGCUCUUCUACAAUCAAAUGACUUUUUUAGAGUACUCAUGGAUACUUUAAAUGAAGAAAAGUAUAAUUACGCUAGAGCUCUUUGGAUUAGACGGCUGAAGGAUUUUAAUAAACUUGACCGUUUCAGUAAUAUAAAAGACCAUUUUCCAAUCAUUGACAAACUGGUAUGUGCUGAAGUUGAUUAUCAUCAGGAAACCCCCAACGGCCAUCCCAUAUAUGAAAAAACACUGAGCAAAUUUCGGCCCUUUGGUGACCUGAGGGCUUUGGGUGAUAUAUCAGAUCCAUCUCUUAUUCUGGUGCACCGAGAUGUUUACAAUCCUCGUUAUGAUCCAUGUAUGCAUCAUGGACUGUCCCUGGCUGUUACAGAUGACAACAAAAGUUGGAAUUGUGUUUUAAAAAAAAAAAAAAAAAAUUCAAAGGUGAAGCACUUGAAUGAAAACAGACACUGUGUAGGAAUAAUUGUGAGUAAAAUCAAGAAAAAAGGCGAGAAACAGCAGCAAGGAUUGCUUCAGACAUCAAUGAGAAUUACCAGAUACAACUUAGUGCACAAACGAUUGGAAACAGGAUCGACAAGCAUGCGUACAGAGGGAGAGUAAUGCAGCAGAAACCAUUCAGUCUCAAGCAUAAGAAAGCAAGGGUGAAAUUUGCUAAAGGACAUUCACAGAAUGAUAGCAGCUUCUGGAGAACUGUUUCCUUUUCAGAUGAAUCCAAAUUGAACAUGGAUGGACCUGGUGGUAGAGAGUUUGUGUUGAGAAAGCCAGGAGAAGCAUUCCAAUUAAACAGCAUUAAGGGUACUAUAAAGCAUGGAGGCUGGGCUGUUUUUGUCAAGAGAAACAAGAUGGAUUCAAUUGUGAAUAGAUGAUGCUUUAUUUUAGAGUAAACCAGACAAACAGAGUUACUGAAAGCAGAAAGUCGUGGGUGCAGUGAUGGCAGGCUUCCUCGGUAGCGCUAGGCUACAAUGGGUGAAAAUACAAUAAAGCCCAAACCGAGAGACAACGGGUGGUAAACAGUCCAAUAAUCCAGAAACUGAACAGCAAUAAUCCACCAGAGAGCAGGAACCGGGAACAGAGCAAACCACAGGCACUGCAUAGAAAACAGACAUGAAACAACGAUCUGACAAAGACAAGACAGUCACUGAGGCUGAAAUAGAGCAGAUAAUGAGCCACAGCUGAAACUAGUGAACUCAUCAACGGUAGUACACAGAACGGCCAGAAGAGGCCGAUGAACCUAUGAACCAUGACAGUUUUUCCUACAGUAGUGUUGGUGAGCUUGUGCUCAAUGAUGGCUAUUGGACUCAGAAGUGUACAGAUGGAUUUUUGCGAACUUGCAGAAAUCAGCGAAGAAAUUAUUCAAGCAACAGAAGUGGAUUAGAUUUCGGUUAAGCGCUUAAGUAUUGCACUACACUACAGAGACUUCAAGACAUUUUUGGCUUCACUUUUAAAACCCUUUUACAAUGUCCACCCAUAUAUACAGUGCUUGCUGUACUAUCACUAUCAGUAUUAAAGUUUUACUCGUCACACACUACCCCAGUCACUGUGCUGCUGAUCACUGUAUGUACUGCAUAUACCACAAUGUUACAACAGUUCUUAAAGGUUCUGUUGUCUUGAAGUUAUAACAAAUGCGUUGCAUGUUAUAUGGUAUUUAUUGUGUUGUCCUCAUUGUAUUGAUUCUACUUGCAGGGUGUGUAUUUAUUGUCUUGUACUUGUCUACAAGUCUGCUGAGUCACUUGUCACUUCCUGUAAUAUUGCACCAAAGCAUUAGAGAAUGCUUCCUUCUGUCUAACUGCCUGUAAAUGCCUCCUGAGCUCAUUAUGAUCUCAAGAAGAUUAAGUCUUUUCAUACACAUAAUCAUUGUUAAUGAUGUGUCUUAUUCUAUAGUUCUGAUUAAAUAUUAUGUAGUAUUAAUCAAAAAGGGGAAGUGAAGAAUGUACACACACUUGUGGUGUAAUGCAGUUUUACUAUCUGUAUCUGUUUGGUGCUCCAAAUAUUCAUAUCUGUAUCUGUAUUUGUUUAAUGCUCCAAAUACUCAUAUCUGUGUCCUGAUUUAAUUUUUAUAAACACUAUGCCCACAGAAACACUGGAAAACACUGGGGAAAAACCCAGAGGUAGAAAUGUUAGCACAGUCUUUCAACAUUGGUCUCAAUUAGAGAUGUGCACAGGACUGUUUUUUUUUAACCCCUCUAACAAAAUUACUUUGUACCUGCCAAUGAUAUGUUCUAACACAUUUUUUUGAUUGUAUUUAUUGGGCUAAUGAAGCUGCAUGUUAAAAUUAUAAGGUUGUGUCAUAAGAUGGAUGCAGUUGCAGUUUAGAAUUUUAUUAAUACUGGCAAACACAAGACGUGAAGCAAACUCAUGAAUAGGACCAGGCAAGAGGUGAUCAGCAAACAGCAAUACAUGGGCAAAAUCCAAAAACCAGGAAGCAAGGUAAGUUCAAAACCCCAGACCAGCAAUCACUUCAUCAAAGGCUUGGUAAG
This is a messenger RNA of Pangasianodon hypophthalmus (striped catfish), 2927 nucleotides long. RefSeq lists its product as uncharacterized. The transcript has 8 exons. The coding region runs from base 202 to 1050 and encodes 282 amino acids. The record is from RefSeq and is a predicted model, not a curated record. NCBI's taxonomy places the organism in Eukaryota, Metazoa, Chordata, Actinopteri, Siluriformes, Pangasiidae.